CCACCCUCGGCCUCCUGCUCCUGCAGCCCUGGGGUCGCGCCAUGUCUCGCGGAGCAGAGGCGUUGGACCUGCCAGUGUGGAACACAGCCUCAGCCCUGUCCUGGGGGUCCCGCCGCAGCAAUGCAAUGGCUCAUCUUGAUUCUGAUGUGAAAGAAGAAAGUCUGAGGGAAGACCUGAAGUUUUACUUCAUGAACCCUUGUGAGAAGUACCGAGCCAGACACCAGAUUCCAUGGAAACUGGGUCUGCAGAUUUUGAAGAUACUCAUGGUCACCACACAGCUUAUUCGUUUUGGUUUAAGUAACCAGCUCGUGGUUGCUUUCAAGGAAGAAAACACGGUUGCUUUUAAGUACUUGUUUUUGAAAGGCUAUUCCGGCACAGAUGAGGACAACUACAGCUGCAGUGUAUAUAACCAAGAGGAUGCCUAUGAGAGCAUAUUUUAUGCUGUUAAUCAGUAUCAUCGUCUAAAGAACAUAUCCCUGGGGACCGUAGGUUAUGGAGAAAAUGAAGAGAAUAAAAUUGGCUUAAAAGUCUGUAAGCAGCAUUACAAGAAAGGGGCCAUGUUUCCUUUGAAAGAGACACUGAAUAUUUACAGUGACAUUGAAACAGACUGUAUUUACUUAGACCUCCGGGCCCUCUCCAGGAACUCUGAGGACUGGAAGAACUCGUCCUUCUUCACACUGGAGUUUUAUAGGCUCUUACAAGUCAAAAUCUCCUUUCGCCUCAAAGGCAUUGACCUACAGACGAUUCUUUCCCGAGAGCUACCAGACUGUUACGUCUUUCAGAAUACGAUCACCUUCGACAACAAAGCUCACAGUGGCAAAAUCAAAAUCUAUUUUGACAGUGAUGCUAACAUCGAAGAAUGUAAAGGAUUAAACAUAUCUGGAUCUGUUCAGAAAAAUACUCAGUACGUGCUGGCGUUUGACGCCUUCGUCAUCGUGAUUUGCUUGGCAUCCCUGAUUCUGUGCACGAGGUCCAUUGUUCUCGCCCUGCGUUUGCGAAAGAGAUUCCUAAAAUUUUUCCUGGAGAAGUACCAGCGACACGUGUGUAAUGCUGACCAAUGGGAGUUCAUCAAUGGAUGGUAUGUCCUGGUGAUUAUCAGCGACCUAAUGACCAUAAUUGGAUCCAUACUAAAGAUGGAAAUUCAAGUAAAGAACAUCACGAACUACGAUCUGUGCAGCAUUCUGCUCGGAACGUCCACGCUUCUUGUCUGGGUUGGAGUCAUCAGAUACCUGGGUUACUUUCAAAAAUACAACGUGCUCAUCUUAACCAUGCAAGCCUCGCUGCCCAAGGUCCUUCGCUUCUGCGCCUGUGCGGGGAUGAUCUACCUGGGCUACACCUUCUGUGGCUGGAUCGUCUUAGGCCCGUAUCAUAACAAGUUUGUAGCUCUGAAUACAGUUUCUGAGUGUCUGUUUUCUCUGGUCAACGGCGAUGACAUGUUUGCCACCUUCGCUCAAAUCCAGCAGAAGAGCAUCUUGGUGUGGCUGUUCAGUCGCCUGUAUUUAUAUUCCUUCAUCAGCCUCUUCAUAUAUAUGAUUCUCAGCCUUUUCAUUGCACUUAUUACAGACUCUUAUGACACCAUUAAGAAAUACCAACAGAAUGGGUUUCCUAUGACGGACCUGCAAGAAUUCCUGAAGGAAUGCAGUAGCCAAGAGGAGUGUCAGAAAGAGUCCUCGGCCCUCCUGUCCUGCAUGUGCUGUCUGAGGAGGAAAGAAAGUGAUAACAACUUGAUACUUACUAAUUAAAAUUCUUCAGCCAAAGAUAAUUGAGUUUCAGGCAUCCUUAUCCAGCCAGUGCAGAGGGACCCCAAAUGAGGUGGACCAGCAAGUCCAAACAUACUGAUGUUCAAUGUGGAGUGAUAAAAGGGACUGACUGUCAGCUGGAGGAGCACAAAUGAAGUCCCCAAGUUCCCUUCUUUGCUUGGAUGAUGAAGCCUAGACUGCUGUCAAUUACUGGGCAUUGGUGCAAUAGAUCAGUGGUAA
This is a messenger RNA of Molossus molossus (Pallas's mastiff bat), 1979 nucleotides long. RefSeq names its product mucolipin 2 (gene MCOLN2). The transcript has 14 exons. Gene Ontology annotation, molecular function: NAADP-sensitive calcium-release channel activity. The record is from RefSeq and is a predicted model, not a curated record. NCBI's taxonomy places the organism in Eukaryota, Metazoa, Chordata, Mammalia, Chiroptera, Molossidae. Bases 42 to 1742 code for a protein of 566 amino acids. Gene Ontology annotation, cellular component: plasma membrane; lysosomal membrane.